Molecule: messenger RNA, 474 nt
Organism: Gilbertella persicaria
Lineage: Eukaryota; Fungi; Mucoromycota; Mucoromycetes; Mucorales; Choanephoraceae
Exons: 1
Cellular component (GO): cytosol; nucleus
Molecular function (GO): RNA 7-methylguanosine cap binding; mRNA binding
Source: RefSeq, a predicted model, not a curated record
CUAGAGAAAGAAGAAAAAGAAUAUCAAUUUGAGGCUAUUCCUCGACGCAAUGCCAUCUAUCUGCGUGGUGUUGAUGAGAUGUCAACAGCAGAUAUCACAUCUUAUGCCAACACGCCCUUGUUACAAAAAGUACAAUGGAUAAACGAUUCGUCAUGCAAUCUUGUGUUUGACAAUGAAGAGCAGGCUAUGGAAGUGGCACAAACUCUACUUCAUGAACCAACAGCUUCAUUGGACCACCAUACAUUGUUACCAGCCAAGCCCUUUACACACAAUGAUCGUUCAUUUGAAUUGUUUAUUCGUGUAGCUACUGAUGAAGAUGUCAAGGAGAAAGGAGCACGAGCCAAGAGUCGCUAUUAUAUGAUUCAUGGUACGGAUGAUGAACCUCUUACUUCUGAACGAAAGGAGGUACGCAAGGAACAUGUAGAACGUAUGAGCAAGAACGGUGGUGACGGACGUGAUGUCUUUAGCCGACUA